AUGAAGGCAGACCCCGCCAAGGCGGCCGACAAGAUGCUGCGCACCCCCAACUGCUCGCGGUGCCGCAACCACGGCUACCUGGUGGCAGUCAAGGGCCAUGCCGGCAAAUGUCGCUGGAAGCAGUGCAACUGCGAGAAGUGCUUCCUCAUCACCGAACGCCAGAAGAUCAUGGCCGCGCAGAAGAUGCUCAAGAAGCAGGCCUCCGAGGAGGACCGGGAGCUGGCCUCCAGGGCCGCGGCCAUCGGCCCGGCCUCCAGCCUGCGCCCGCUGCCUCCGCUCACCGCUGCUGGCGACCCGGAGCCGGGCCCCGAGGGCCGCGUGGCCGCCUACCUGCUGGAGAGGCCCCCGUGCGGCCCCAGCCCGGGCCCCAGUGCCUUCCAGCCGGUCCUGGGCGGCCGCGGCCACAUGGGCCCGAGUGACCGGGCGGCCGUGGCCAGGCCCAGCUCCGUGAGGCCCCUGCUCGGGCCGGAGGCCGCCGCGGGCCAGGGAGGCGCGGGUCCCCAGGAGCCGAGCCGGCCUCUGCAGCCCGUGCCCAUGCCGCCGCCGCCGCCGCCGCCGUUCGCCUUCGGGCUCUCUGUGAGCAUCAACUCGGAUGCUAUGGUGCGGUCUGAGUACCUGGAGAGAGAGCCUGCCAAGCUGUAUCCCAGCUGCCCCGGCAUGUUCUCCUACCGCCCAUUCCCGAUGGGCUACCAGGACCCACCCCCAGGCCUGGGGAUCUCCGUGCAGCAGGGCUUCCGGCACGUGUCCUUCAGCCACUACCACGGAGGAGGCUCGGUGCCGGAGCCAGUGGACAACUUCCAGCCGAGCUACCCCCCGCUGCCACCACCACUGCCACCGCCGCGCCCACUCCUGCCGCCACCAUCACCCCUGCUGCCGCCGCUGCCGCCGCCGCCGCCGCUGCUGCCGCCCCCGCCGCCGCCGCCCCCGCCGCCGCCGCUGUCGCCCCCGCCCCCGUUCCUCCCGCCAGGCUUCCUCGCCGGCAUCCAUCUCCUCCCGCCGCCUCCGCCGCCUCCGCCACCAGCGACUUUCUCCCUGACCGUCCUGUCUGAGGGGGAGCAGGAGGCCGUGGAUGACCAGGCUGAAGGGGUGCCACCUGAGCCCAGCCAGCCAUCAUCUCAGGAGCAGUCCGACUAG
Pipistrellus nathusii (Nathusius's pipistrelle) is the source of this 1134-nucleotide messenger RNA. Lineage: Eukaryota; Metazoa; Chordata; Mammalia; Chiroptera; Vespertilionidae. The record is from the annotation of a GenBank genome assembly.